ACAUACAGAUAUUUUGUUGAAUAAUUUAUGUGAAGUUUUCAACUCAAAGUUGUUAGAUGCUCGAGACAAACCUAUAAUUACAUGUUUAAAAUAUAUUAGGGAAUACUUAAUGAAACGAAUUUGUAUUGUGCAAAAUAUGAUAGAUAAGUCUCAAGGGCCUCUUACCCCAACAGCCACAAAACUUUUAGAUGGAGUUAAGAAAGAUGCUUCUCAAUACACUUGCAUAUUUAAUGGUGCUGAGAAGACUCAAGUUACUGGGACAAUGGGGGAACAAUUUGUGGUUAAUUGGAGGGACAGGAACUGUAGUUGCAGGCAUACAGAGAUCACUGGGAUACCAUGCUCUCAUCUUGUUAGUGCCAUUUGGGAUAAGGUUGAGCAUGGGGCAAAAAAUGUCCCACCUCUUGAGGAGUGGGUACAUCCAUGUUAUAGGUUAAGCACAUGGAAUGAAAUGUACAAGUACAAAGUUCAACCAAUCAAUGGAAGAAGUAUGUGGCCAAAGUCAGAUUGCCCCACAACACUAACACCCCCCAAACAUACUAAACAGGUGGGGAGACCAAAAAAGAAGAGAAAGAGAGCUCAAACUGAAGAACCAAAUAAUCAAGGUAAAAGUUUGACCAGGAAGUUCCUUACAGUUACUUGUAGCAAAUGCAAGAACAAGGGUCACAACUCUAGGAGUUGCAAGGGACAAGGGGGACAAACUGAAGUUAGAAAUGUGGUGGCAGGAGGCAAGAAGCUUAGCAAGGCAAAGAAGCAGGGAGAUGGAAAAAAGGAGAAAUCCAAAAUGAAGGAGAAAACCAAACUUAAGGAUAAAUCCAAAAUGAAGGAAAAAGUUUGAUUUGUUGUCUUUUGUGUUGUUUGUUAUGGAACCUUAGAAAGGUCUUUUGUGUUGUUUGUUUUGGUACCUUAGAAAGGUCAGACUAAGUUGGUUAUUGUGUGUCUUUAUCUUUUGUUGGUAUUAUGGUUCACACAGGGUGCUAGACUAAGAUGGUUCUUUUGGUUAUGAUACAUUAGUCUGCAAGCUCUUUUGAUAUUUUUUUGGUAUUAUGACUUUGCACUUUAAGGUUAUGUAAUGAACUUUAUGACUAUGCAAAAGUUUGCAUUUUAUUUUUGAACAUUUCUAAUGUUGUUAUGGCUUUACAAUGGUUCACACAUUAUACUAUAA
This is a messenger RNA of Lactuca sativa (garden lettuce), 1162 nucleotides long. RefSeq lists its product as uncharacterized. Gene Ontology annotation, molecular function: zinc ion binding. The record is from RefSeq and is a predicted model, not a curated record. Lineage: Eukaryota; Viridiplantae; Streptophyta; Magnoliopsida; Asterales; Asteraceae.